Argiope bruennichi is the source of this 677-nucleotide messenger RNA. RefSeq lists its product as uncharacterized. Lineage: Eukaryota; Metazoa; Arthropoda; Arachnida; Araneae; Araneidae. The transcript is spliced from 2 exons. The record is from RefSeq and is a predicted model, not a curated record. Bases 67 to 627 code for a protein of 186 amino acids.
AAACAAGAGGCAAUACCGGUAACCUAGUUUUUUAUAAGAGUUCGAACACUUCACGAGGAAGCAAGCAUGCUGCUCCGAGUGGUUUUGCCUUUGGCUUUUGUGGCCCUCAUCAAUGCUGCUCCAGCCAAGGAGGUUGAUGACCUUUCUGUAGCAGAAGGUCGCCAUGUUCCUUCCUACGGUGCCGCCCCCUAUGGCGGUCCUGUCUCUUACGCCGCACCUGCUGCCCCUAAAUAUGGCAGUGCCACCGUAACUUCCUACAACAGACGUGGAUCCUACGCACAAGCCAGCGAAUACGCCAAGCCCUCCAUCUACGGCAGCAGCUACGCUCAGCCUUCCAUCAGAUCAACAUCUUACAGCGCCCGACCUGCACCAUAUGGCCCAGCUACCCAUGGCUAUGCCAGCCAGGAAUUGAGCUAUCCUGCUCCUGCAGCUCCAGUUGCAUAUGGUGGAUAUGGACCUCAGACCAACGCCUACUCUGAACAAUCACAGCAUCUGUCCCAAGAUCCUGCUUACGAUCCUGCCAAGGAUCCAGUCAGCCAAUAUGCUGCCUACAUUCCAGUUAGGGAAUACGCACCCAAAGGCCACUCUAAUGGGAAUGAGCUGAGCAUUUACGGUUACAGGAAGUGAAACAAAUCGGCGCAAUUAAAUUAUUCCGUCAGCAAAAAAAAAAAAAAAAA